AUGCUCAUUGACGCUGAUGAGUUCUAUCAGGAUGUGCUGGACACUUCAUAUGGCUAUGCUUCAAACAAUCACAUGAGAAAAACAAAACCAAAAAAUCAUGCGGAGGAUGCGAAUUGCGGAGUCGAAAGUGAUGAAGGGUCAACUCAAGUCAACUUGUUUCUAAUCACCGUCAAAUGUGUUCGAUCGGAUGGACGCAACUUGUCCAAAAUUAGUGAAAGUCUACACAGCAUUUCUUCAAAAUCGUUUCUACGUACGGAAUUGAACAGUUCAUUACCGGAAAAUUUUGCUGUAGAAGUAGCAGUUCGUGCUGGAUGUAGUAGUGAUGCUGUUGAAAUGGCCCGCAACUUUGAGGAUGGACUAACUGGGAUAGACGAUCUUCUUCCUAAGAUGUCUGAAAACGAUGCCGCUCUUUUGUCUGCUCAGCUGGACAGAGAAAUAAAAAGUGAAUGGAAAUCCUCAUCCUUGCUAGGCCGCUUAGGCGUGGAUGAACCAGGCUUAGCUCCAUGUGACUCUAUUCUGCGCAUGUACGAUCUCCUCUGCAACAUUAAUUUUCAGCUUCUCGUUAUGCAACGAGAAUUAUUGAAGCAUGAAAGUGUAGUUCGCGAAGUUCGUGGUACCAAGGACGCGACAGCAUGUGGUUUCGAGGAUAUUAAUAACAAGGCGCAAUUAGGACGACUGAUACACUCUUUGGAUAUUUCGUCAGCUAGCCUUCGUGAUCGCAUCGAAAGUUUAAGUCGUGCACUAUUUGAGGACACCUGGAAACCUGAAAAGAAGACGAAUGAACUGUCCUACUACGCGCUACCGGCUUGCUUUGCAGUUCUCACGUUAGGGUGGCUAAUUGUUCGCAUGAAUGUGGUUGGUAUCAAGUAA
This is a messenger RNA of Necator americanus (New World hookworm), 870 nucleotides long. RefSeq lists its product as uncharacterized. The record is from RefSeq and is a predicted model, not a curated record. Bases 1 to 870 code for a protein of 289 amino acids. Lineage: Eukaryota; Metazoa; Nematoda; Chromadorea; Rhabditida; Ancylostomatidae. The transcript has 8 exons.